UUUUUUCUUCUUCUUCUUUAUCUUGUUAUAAUUAAACAAACGGUACUGUAGUUCAGCAAACACCGCUUGCAGCCACUUCGCACAUUGUUUUGCCACAUUGCUGUUUAAUUGAUAUUAAAACAUAAGCAGAAGAAAGUAGAAACUGAAGCUAUGUCGAAACUGAGACUGGCCGCAAAUUUGUCCAUGCUUUUCACUGAUUUACCCAAUUUAUCUGACCGUUUCUUGGCUGCGAAAGAAGCUGGUUUUCGAUACACAGAAUGUGCUUUUCCUUACAGCGAAGAUAUAAGUGUAUUAAAAGCGGCGAAAGAAAAAUCUGGUGUUGAACAUGUUCUAAUCAACUCCUGGCCUGGUGAUUUGGCCAGUGGACAACUUGGUAUAGCAGCAUUGACAAAUGAACGAAAGACAUUCCGUGAUAAGCUGGAACUUACCAUUGAAUAUGCCAAGGCACUUGACUGCAAACGAGUUCAUAUUAUGGCUGCUAAACUACCUAAAUAUUCUGAUAGUGCCGUGGAAGAAACUUUCACGGAUAACCUACAAUAUGCUGCAGACCGAUUGAUGAAGGAAAAUAUUAUGGGAUUGAUUGAACCAAUAAAUUCUCGCUUAAGUGUUCCUAAAUAUUUCCUUGAUAAUCUCCAUAAAGCUUUGAAAUACGUCCAGGAACUGAACCAUCCAAAUUUGAAGUUGCAGUUUGAUUUCUUCCAUGUCCAGAUUAUGGAUGGAAAUCUUACAGCCAACUUCAAAGACUUCCUGCCUUACAUAGGUCACAUACAGAUAUCUCAAGUUCCUAACCGUGGUGAACCAAACACUGAUGGAGAAAUCAACUACAAUUAUAUUUUUAAGAUGUUGCAAUCCUCAAAUUACGAUGGUUACAUUGGUCUUGAGUAUAAUCCUGUUGGUAACACUCGUGAUGGACUCAGUUGGAUUCAACAAAUGGGACUGCAAUUAUAAGAUACCAUAUAUUUUCAUAUUAAUUAACCAGAGGGCUCCUGAUUAAUAUAUGUACAUUUUUUAUUGAUAAUAUAUAUUAUCUGCAUUUUAAUAAUUUAAAACAAAGAUAAUUGUAUUGGUUUUGUUAUACCUAUAAGCUGAAAAGUUAAAUAUUAACUUUUGUAUUAAGAAUAUUUUUUACAAGACACUACAAAAGUAUAUUUUUAUAUUUGAGCUACUGAGAUAAACAUUUUAUUUACACAACCAAAGAUUAUGUAGAACACAUUUCUUUAAUGCUGUACCUUUUUAUGGUUAUAAUGGGACGGUGUAUCCAUUUUUUUCUACUAAAAGUCUAAGCAGAAAUGAUUGGCUCAAAAUGCAUGAAGUAUUUUGCCUCAAAGUUAUAUUCUGUAAUUACUGAAGUAAUAUCAAUUAAGGUUACCUCACAUAUCAAAUAAAUAAAAUUCUAGAGAAUAUCAGUUUUGUUACCUUAAAAAACAAAUCCUAGUUUAAUAAUAUAUCACUAAAAUAUGAAUUCUAUCACAUGUGAAAGGCCUCAAAAAGAAUAUAUUUUAAAUUGAAGAAAAAUGAAAUUGUACCAUUCAGUCAGAAAUAAAAUGUAUGAAAGUAAACUGAAACAAAUUGAAAAUGUGGAUUAGUUUUUUUAUUUAACAGUAAAAUGUACAAGUUUAAUUUAGAAUAUGACAUUGUGUGCAACCCAAUACAUCACAUAGAAAACAUUCUUUCGACUGCAAGAGACAGUAGACAAAUUGCAAAGAUUUUGUUUCACAAUUUUAAGGACAGUAUAUAUAUAUAUUAUAUAUAAGAACCAAGAUUUUCGCUAUUUUGUAUAUAAAACUGUCAAGCAUAUGCAUUAUAUAUACACAAUGCUUAUGUGUCCUCAACAGUUAAAGUCAAAAAGAUUAUGAAGAAAAUGGUUUGAUUACAAGAGAAAUAACCAAGUUUCAACCAGAUCUAUAAAUGGUAACUAUAGAGUAUGGUGUUACAAGAGAGAAAUCUAAUUGCUAAUUUGUUUGGAUUAUGUUUGUUGUUUAAAAUAAAGCAAUUAGAAUUGAAUCAUUUUUUUUAUGGAUGUACAUAUGAUUGAGUAGAUCAUCUUUUUCUAAAGAUCAGAGAAGGAUUAGAAAGAUCUUUUAUCUGAGGUGCUCUUCCAGGAGAUGGUGUACAUAUUAUAUUAAAUAAGUUUUUGGAAGGAUGCCCACAUAAAUAAGCAUUAAAAAAAA
Messenger RNA from Octopus sinensis (East Asian common octopus), 2171 nucleotides. RefSeq names its product putative hydroxypyruvate isomerase. The record is from RefSeq and is a predicted model, not a curated record. The transcript has 8 exons. Gene Ontology annotation, molecular function: hydroxypyruvate isomerase activity. NCBI's taxonomy places the organism in Eukaryota, Metazoa, Mollusca, Cephalopoda, Octopoda, Octopodidae. The coding region runs from base 151 to 948 and encodes 265 amino acids. Gene Ontology annotation, biological process: glyoxylate metabolic process.